CAAGGGCAAGGCUGAGCAAAGCGAGCUCGAUCCAAUAUACGAUGGCGUCCAGCGACGGGAAACCGGUGCCAACCCCGGCCUCUGAGGGCGGCACCGCGCCGCCGGGGCAGCCGACCACGGUGGCGUCGAAGGUGCUAGACAUGGGCGCGGCGGCGAUGCAGUCGCUGCGGCCCGUGAAGCAGGUGAAGCAGCACGUGUGCACGUUCGCGCUGUACUCGCACGACCCGAAGCGGCAGGUGGAGACGCACCACUACGUCUCCCGCCUCAACCAGGACUUCCUCCAGUGCGCCGUCUACGACUCCGACAGAGCCGACGCCCGGCUCAUCGGCGUGGAGUACAUCGUGUCGAGGAAGAUCUUCGACUCGCUGCCGGCGGAGGAGCAGCGGCUGUGGCACUCGCACGCGCACGAGAUCAGGUCAGGCCUGUGGACGAGCCCGCACAUGCCGGUGCCGCUGGAGAAGGCGGAGCUGGACCACCUGGCCACCACGUUCGGCAAGUUCUGGUGCACCUGGCAGGUGGACCGCGGCGACCGCCUGCCGCUGGGCGCCCCCCCGCUGAUGGUGUCCCCGCAGGCCGACCCCGCCGCCACCGUGCGCCCGGACCUGGUGCGGAGGCGAGACGACAGGUACGGCUUCUCCACGGAGGAGCUCCGCGUUGCUAGGGCCGAUGUCGAGGCGCCCGCCGAGGAGCACCCGGCGCAGCAGGCCGACUACUGGCUCCGCCACCGCAAGGGGUUCGCGGUGGACGUCGUGCCGCACGAGAUGAAGCGUCACGCGGCGUUCCCGUGAGCGGUGAGCCGCCAGCCGCGUGUGUGCAAAACCAGUACUGUGUCUGUACAGUGGCGCAUGUGUAAUAAAACAAAGGACAAGCAUCCAACCAGCAGUCUCCGAACUCAUGUGAGUCAUGAAUGGCAUGCGUUUGUUUGUUUUUCAGUUCAUGAUGAGUGUUCAAAUCAGCCAUGUACGUAUUAUAUGCGUGUGUAUGGAUGAUGGAAUGAUGGGAAAAAAAACACAAACAUUGCAGGUGUUACACUA
Messenger RNA from Sorghum bicolor (sorghum), 1034 nucleotides. RefSeq names its product oil body-associated protein 2A. The transcript is spliced from 2 exons. Bases 42 to 788 code for a protein of 248 amino acids. The record is from RefSeq and is a predicted model, not a curated record. NCBI's taxonomy places the organism in Eukaryota, Viridiplantae, Streptophyta, Magnoliopsida, Poales, Poaceae.